Pocillopora verrucosa is the source of this 840-nucleotide messenger RNA. RefSeq lists its product as uncharacterized. Gene Ontology annotation, molecular function: oligosaccharide binding. Lineage: Eukaryota; Metazoa; Cnidaria; Anthozoa; Scleractinia; Pocilloporidae. The record is from RefSeq and is a predicted model, not a curated record.
AUGAAAUUUUUUGCGCUCAUCUUUCUGGUUUGUCUCGCAAUUGGCGCUGAUGCUCGCAAGAAAAAGAAACUUUUCCGCCGAAUAUUGAACAAGUUGUCCCAUCUUGAGGACCUGAUUAAGAAGAAACAGGCCUGCUAUCCGCCAAAGCCAACACCCGCAAGUUCCUGCAAAGAAAUAUAUGAAAAAGACAGUGCCAGCCCGAACAAGGCGUAUAACCUCAAGCUUGGGAAUAAAUAUCUGUCUGUGUAUUGUUCCAUGGAUGGGGAGCUCGGAGACUGCGGUUGUGGGGGAUGGACGCUGGUCAUGAAGAUUGAUGGUGCAAAGCACAACUUUAACUACGAUUCAAAAGCGUGGUGUUCCAGGUCUUCAAUCUCUCCCGAAAAUGGAGAAACGGGGUUGGAUCACUUGGAGACCCUGUUACCAACGUACUGGAGCACGUCCUUUACCAAGAUCUGUCUCGGUAUGAAGGUCGAUGGAGUAACCAGGUUCUUGCGAGUGGAUAGGGCAGCAGCCUCACUGUAUACCCUCAUUGCUGAUGGUCAGUACCGUGCUACCUCGCUGGGCCGUGAUGCAUGGAAGAAGCUGAUUGGCCCCAAAGCCUCCCUCCAGCGCAACUGUAAUCAAGAAGGCUUCAGUUCGCGGGUGAGUAGUAGCGUUCAUUCUCGGGUUCGAAUUGGAAUCAUCUCUAAUCAAGAAGGAAAUUGUCAUUCCCCUGAUUCCUUUAUCGGAUUUGGUGGAGGAGGGUCAGGAUUCAAUAACGCGUGUGGAAACGGAGCCUCGUGGGGUCCAGACAACGGAAACAAAAAUAUCAAGGCAUUUGGAUACAUUUUCGUUCAGUAA